Molecule: messenger RNA, 1107 nt
Organism: Eimeria mitis
Lineage: Eukaryota; Apicomplexa; Conoidasida; Eucoccidiorida; Eimeriidae
Product: succinate dehydrogenase (ubiquinone) flavoprotein subunit, mitochondrial, putative
Exons: 11
Coding region: 1-1107 (368 amino acids)
Biological process (GO): mitochondrial electron transport, succinate to ubiquinone
Molecular function (GO): flavin adenine dinucleotide binding; electron transfer activity; succinate dehydrogenase (quinone) activity
Source: RefSeq, a predicted model, not a curated record
AUGCAGCAGCAGCAGCAGCAGCAGCAGCAGCAGCAGGAGCAGCAGCAGCAGCAGCAGCAGCGUGGGCAGUUGGACAGCAGCAGCAGCAGCAGCAGCAGCAGCAGCAGCAACGCAUGCAGCACCAACCGCAUCGCCUGCUUCUCUACUGCUGCAGCAACAGGACCCACUGUUUCAAAGAUUGGGGGGUAUGAGGUGAAGACACACACCUUCGAUGCGGUUGUCGUCGGCGCGGGGGGCGCUGGGCUCCGCGCGGCCUUUGGCUUGGCCUCAAAGGGUUUGCGUACUGCAUGCAUCAGCAAGCUGUUUCCGACUCGCUCGCAUACGGUCGCUGCGCAGGGGGGCAUCAACGCCGCCCUCGGGAACAUGGGCGAGGACGACUGGCGGUGGCACGCCUUCGACACCAUCAAGGGGUCCGAUUGGCUCGGAGACCAGGCAAGGGAUGCAAUCCAGCACAUGUGUAGAGAGGCCCCUCGCGUGGUGCGAGAGCUCGAGUCUUACGGCCUGCCUUUCUCACGCACAAAAGACGGAAAAAUAUACCAGGCAAGGCGAGCAUUCGGCGGCCAAUCACUAAAAUACGGAAAGGGGGGACAGGCGUAUCGAUGCGCCGCUGCUGCUGACAGAACGGGCCACGCAAUGCUGCACACUCUAUACGGCCGAGCUCUCUCUUAUGCAUGCACUUUUUUUGUUGAAUAUUUUGCGCUGGAUCUGCUGAUGGAGGCGGAUAGGUGUUUGGGGGUUUUGGCGGUUUGUCUUGAGGAUGGGUCCCUACAUAGAUUCGCCACAAACCACACUGUUCUUGCUACUGGAGGGUACGGGAGAGCAUACCAGAGCUGCACCUCGGCUCACACAUGCACGGGCGAUGGCGGGGCAAUGGCGGCGCGGGCGGGGGUUUGUCUCCAGGAUUUAGAGUUUGUUCAGUUUCACCCAACGGGGAUAUUUCCUGCGGGGUGUCUGAUGACGGAGGGAUGCAGAGGAGAAGGCGGUAUUCUACGCAACAGCGAGGGGGAGCCCUUCAUGGCUCGGUACGCCCCCACGGCAAAAGACCUAGCCAGCCGUGACGUGGUUUCUCGUUCUAUGACUAUAGAAAUCCGAGAAGGUAAACCCUAA